Molecule: messenger RNA, 1083 nt
Organism: Arabidopsis arenosa
Lineage: Eukaryota; Viridiplantae; Streptophyta; Magnoliopsida; Brassicales; Brassicaceae
Source: the annotation of a GenBank genome assembly
AGUUCUGGUGUUUGUUGGCGUGUGAGAUGAAUUCUUAACAAGGAAGAAGAAGAACGAAAGAUGCGUAGAGAGAUCUCGUUUUUGCUACAGCCCAGGUGUCUUCUCCUCCUCGUUGCCCUAACGAUUUUCCUCGUCUUCGCGCUCUUCAACUCCGGAAAAGGUGAGGAGAAGCAAGUAAUUGAAGAUCACGAAAUCACCAACAGGGUUUUUCUCGAUGUUGAUAUUGACGGCCAACGCUUAGGCAGGAUUGUUAUCGGACUAUAUGGCACUGUUGUACCCAAAACUGUAGAGAAUUUCAGGGCUUUAUGCACAGGAGAGAAGGGAAAAACCUCAAGCGGAAAGCCUUUACAUUAUAAGGGAACACCGUUUCAUCGUAUAAUAUCUGGAUUUGUAAUCCAAGGAGGAGACAUUAUCCAUGGUGAUGGAAAAAGUAGUGAGUCAAUCUAUGGUGGUACUUUUCCUGACGAAAAUUUCAAGAUAAAGCAUUCACACGCAGGUGUUGUAGCGAUGGCUAAUACAGGACCGGAUUCUAAUGGCUCGCAGUUCUUUAUCACUACUGUUAAGGCUAGCUGGUUGGAAGGAGAACAUGUGGUGUUUGGAAAGGUGAUACAAGGAAUGGACAAUGUAUUCGCCAUUGAAGGUGGAGCUGGAACUUACAGUGGCAAACCCAGGAAGAAAGUUGUGAUUGCUGAUUCUGGAGAGAUCCCUAAAGAUAAAUGGGAUGAAGAGAGAUGACCAAGACAACCUAAGAUACACAUCACUACAAAUCUGGUUCUGGUUCCUGUGAGAUUCUCUGUCUCUGUUUUUUCUUUCUAUUUAUAGUUUUGCACAUGUGAUGAUCUGAAUUCUGAACACAAUGCCAUUGUAGUUAGUGUUUAAAGGAAGCAUCUGUAGCUUUUCACUUAAAAGUUUUUCUAGACUUUAUUGAUAUGAUUUUUAGUUCAGUCUACUACAGUUAUGUAGAUAUAUCUGAUAUUUAUGAUGAUUUGAAUUAUUGUAGACAUUAUAUCAUUAUUUUCACCUCUUACGUAUGAAUUUGAUACAAUUCUGACAUAACAUAACUAUUAAAACAAUUUGCCAACU